This is a messenger RNA of Coffea arabica (coffee), 4842 nucleotides long. Lineage: Eukaryota; Viridiplantae; Streptophyta; Magnoliopsida; Gentianales; Rubiaceae. The record is from RefSeq and is a predicted model, not a curated record.
AAAUUUUGCCUUUCACAAAAAAGAAAAAAACACGCACACGCACACGCACACGCACAUACAAAAUAACUUGGGACCUUACCGAUUAGGUUAAAAGAAUUGGCUUAGUUGAAUUUCUUCUCCAAGAAUCUCUGGUCCAAUGGUACCUAUUGCUCCCUUCAUCCCGCUGUCUCCCUCCAUCUGAGAACUUUCGUUCGCCAUCGGUAAACACCCACCACUUAGACCACAAGAAUAUAGUUUUUGUCCUAUCUUCCCAUAUGUUUUAUUGCUACUUGAGGGUGUUCAAGUCGAGGUGAAAUUACUGCAUCAAUUGCAUCGGAGAGUCAUCGGUGGGUAGUCCUCGCCUUUAUUUGCAGGUUUUCUGGCAGCCUUCACCUGGGGGUUUUUGCGGGAUUGGAGAUUUUAGUUUAAAAUCUUCUUUCAAUUCUUUGCUAGGAUGAAACUCUCUUUCUCCCUCUCCUCGAAGCCCCAAAAUUCAACCCUCAAGAUACCCUCUACCGCCGACACCAAUGCCAAAGAGUCAGUCGAAUUCGUUACCGAAUUCGACUCCUCCAAGGCCCCAACCGCCAAAAACCAGGAAAAUCGGGUAAUUCCUCCUAAGCCCAAUGAAUGGAGGCCGACUAAGAAGAUGAAGAACCUCGAGCUUCCACUCCAAUCUGAUGCUCAAGAUCAACCAAUGCUCCAAUUUGAAGUUGUUGAAUCUAGCUCAUCUGACCAUACUUCUGAGAGUAUGUCCUACGGCCUUAAUCUGCGUAAUUCGGGUAAUGGGGCUGGAGCGAACCCACAGGAAUUUCCUGGUUCGGCAUCUAACGGGGACCCUGUGUUGCAUAAAUUGAGGGAGGAUUUGAAGAGGUUACCGGAGGAUGCUGGGUUUGAGGAGUUUGAGGAUAUGCCCGUUGAGGGAUUUGGUCGGGCGUUGUUAGGUGGGUAUGGUUGGGUUGAAGGCAAGGGUAUCGGAAAGAAUGCGAAAAAGGAUGUGGAUAUAGUGGUGUUAAAGAAACGAACUGGUAAGGAAGGGUUAGGGUUUACUGGUGGAUUACUGGAAUUACCAGCUGAAGCCAAUCGUGAAAAUGGUUGUGGGACUAAUAAUAGUAUGAGGAAAGGAAGUGACAGAGAUGGUCAGGAGAAGGGAAGGGAAAAAAAGGACUUUUAUGUGGGGAAAGAAGUGAGGAUUGUGGGUGGAAGGGAAGUUGGGAUGAAAGGUAGGAUACUUGAGAUGAAACACAGUGGGGAAGUUGCAAUUUUGAGGCUUUUAAAGAGUGAGGAGGAUGUAAGUGUUUAUGUUAGUGAUUUAGCUGAUUUGGGAUCAGUUGAGGAGGAGAGGUGUUUGAGGAAGCUGAAGGAGUUGAGGAUUAGAGAGAAAAGCGAUGUUAGUGAUAAGAAAAUUGGUAAAGGUAGGGAUAAAGAUUUGGCGAGCAGUUGGACGGAUAGUAGAGAUAGAGAAAUGAAAGAUAGGAAGAAGGAUAGUAAAAGGGGAAGGGAGGAGAUUAAGGGUAGCGAUAAGUUAUCCUGGUUGACUAACCAUAUCAGAGUGAGGAUUAUAAGCAAGAAUUUAAAAGGUGGACGAUUGUACCUGAAAAAAGGGGAGGUUGUGGAUGUGGUUGGGCCAACAACUUGUGACAUAUCUAUGGAUGAGAACAGGGAGUUGAUACAAGAGGUGGAUCAGGAGCUACUGGAGACAGCACUUCCAAGGCGUGGAGGACCGGUUUUAGUUUUGUAUGGUAAACAUAAGGGUGUCUAUGGAAGUCUAGUGGAAAGGGAUACAGAGAAGGAAACAGGUGUGGUUAGGGAUGCUGAUUCACAUGAAUUGCUUAAUGUUCGCCUUGAGCAAAUUGCAGAGUAUAUUGGGGAUCCAAGCUACAUAGGUUAUUAGUUGAUUCCUAGUAAUGAGAUGCAGCAUUUCUCGAUUGAUACUGUGUUUCAAAGUUCAUACUGUGUUUCAAAGUUCAAGGUUAGCAGAGAGUGUGUUCUUUUAGGAUUGCAAGCUUCAAAUAUUUAUUCCAAGUGAAGAUUAAGAAUUGUAUUUGCAUAAAAAUGUUUUGAGUAAGGUUUGGGACUCAGUUUUUUUUUGUCUGGAAACUGAAAUCUGUGUCUCUCUCGUAGAGAUAGGUAUAGCAGUUCUAGGUAGCUGUUUGCUUCACCAUGUGGAGUUCUACUUAGCUAACUUCAUCAUUUACCAUUUGUUAUAGUUAUUGAUCUUCUUUGGUGCUGCUUUAGAUCUCAGUUGGGGUUUAUCAAUUUGCAUUUGAAUGAGGGUAACAGCAAGGUGCAGGGUAUUGUUGGGAAAGAUCUCUUCAUUUAUUUAUUGAUUUCAAUAGCUUAAAUUUUGAGUUAAUGUUUUGUGGAUGGCUGCUUUUUCACUGGUGGACUUUCAUAUGGGAACAACAAACCAGCUUGUUAGUUGUUGUUGUAUGCAUUAUGCUGUUUACUUUUUUUUUCAUUGGAACUGGUGCAUUUUUGCUUUAGACAUUUUCUUUGGCCAUGAAUUUAGUUUGGGAUAAUAGUUACACUGAUCUGUAGCCUACAUGGUACUAUGGAUAUAAUGCUUUGUGACUUCAUUUUAAAGAAAUAAAUGCUUGCUUGUUGGUUCAUAUUUAGGUAAUGUUGGGGUUCUGUACAAUCAUCAAAAAGGUGUUCACUAAAUUUCUUGGGAUCAAGACUUUCUUAUGAGGGUCGUUAUGAAUGUAAUUACAAGUUAAGGUGCCAAAGGAGGAAUAUUUAUGUAAGGCUAGUAAUGUUUUUUUUUGGUUGUGAUACUACAUCUGAAGCCAACUGAUUUGCUAAAGGGAAAAGGACAGUAAUUCUUGUUGUAUUUGGUUUGACUUUUGUGAACUAGACUAUGAUGGUUAUCUAUGGCAUAGGCAAAUUGUUUCUUCCACCUUAUGUUAUGUCGAAAUGUUUCCAUCAAUUUGUCCGUAAAGAGCAAGAUCCUUGCCCUGUUUGUAUCUGAAUUUUUGCUUGUAAUCCUUAAGGAGUGUGCUUUAUAUGCUAGGUAAUAACUUAAAAUUUCGGAAGAUAUGAUAAUGAGUCAGCUGUCUUCUUCUAGUUGAAGCUAGCAUAGCAGUUUUCUAAUAACUAUUGCCUUUUACUGAUUAUAUAACAGUCAUGUGGUUCGAUGGGACUGAAAAAUUUUUAGAGAUUUGUAAGUUUUGUAGUUUCUUGGUGCUAAUUCUUGUUGCUCUUUAGCACUCCAAAUUCUGGAAUAUGGAUUUGAACCCAAAAUUUCUUUUUGGGGGUGGGGGGGGGGAGAUGGGAUUGGCAGGUGCAUGGGUGUGGGCAUGGAGAAUAGUGACAAAUAUGUAUUAGACGAAGAGACAAAAAAAAUUCAAGUGGAGAUAGUAAUCUUAGCUUUCAAAUGUUUAAAGAUACAGUGCGGCAACGAAAGCAGCAUGGCUAGAAAAUAUCCUCAAUGAGCUGCUUAAGUUUCUAUUGUUCAUUAUGCUAGUCCUUGCUAUAAUGCUAGGGUCAGGGGAGGGUUAACAGAAUUUGUGACGCAGGAUCUUUAGGUUUCAGCAAUGAAAUUAGGUGUGGAUUAUACGCGAGCACACUGGAUCUUUUAGGUGUCUAUUAUGUGCAGAAAAUAGACUUAAGUGUUGGUACAAAAAUUAGAUAGGAAGAUGAGGAAGGAGAUGAAAAAGCAGAGAACUCAUGCAUUAUGUCAGAGAGCGAGAGAGAUAGAAAGGGAAGCAUUUUUUGAAAAUUGCUUCAUUUCAUUGCAAUCUGCCAUAAAGCUAUUACAACCUAUAUUCAUGUAUGGAACAUGACUUGGGGGGAGGAGAUCUUAGAAAGGACCAGAACUCAACAACUAAGAAAGCUAAAAGCUCAAAAACUAAAGGAAGCCAAUUUGGACUUGAUUACUACUGCAGGUGGCCUCCAUUUCCAAAGACUUGCCUCCAUUUCCAAAGACUUGCAGAGCUUCUAGCAAGAAGACUGGAUUUCUGAAUUUUGAAUCUGUCAAAAAAGACUUCUGCUAUGCACCCUAUGGCUUAUUUUAGCAUGAGCUGAAGUAUAAAAAACUCAUGAAAAUUGGAACGUAAACUGCUUUGACUUAUACAUCAAACUUCACAUCUAAAUGGAAAUACAUCAUGGAAAGCGGCUAGAGAACUUGAAAAUCUGUUAUUUUCUGAAAUUAUGAGAAUCUUUGUUCAUAUCUCUUCAUUCUGCAUCAGUUUGGUACUUAAAAGCUGCUUUCACCAAUUAACCUGUUCUACUUGAAAGAGAUGCUGUUGUUGGACCAGCCAUUUUAGUGUGAAUAGGGAUUGUGUAGAUUUUACCUUGUCAGGAGUUGUCCCUGCUGACAUUCAAUUGUUCAACACUUAUUCAUAUGGUCCCUUUUAACUGAACAUGCUACAGUUUUUGUUCCUGAAAUAGAAAGGUAACGUCUGAGCAUAAGAGGUGACGAUAGCACUUUGGCGAAUAAUUGAUUAUUUGAUUAUCUUUGGGCAUUUAGUCGGGUUUAUUGAUCCAUCUAAAUUGUUUAUCAUUUGAUUUAAAUUUCUCUUACGUUCUUGCUUCUGAAAUGUGUGCGACCUUAAACUAGACUGACAAAACUUUUAGUUUAAAAUGACUUAAGGAUCAGUUGUUGCAUACCUUCUAAAAUUAGCUUGGUAUAUUAGAAGGCUGAGAUUUAUCUCUUUUGACAGAAUAUUGACCAGCCAAAACAGAAUUGCCUUUUUGAGUUUUGAUAAUUUGGUCUGCAUCAUGUUGACCAGGUUUCAGCUGCCUUUUGCUUAUUGUUUUGGGCUUAUUUUAAGGAUAUGAUGAGAAACCAAUAGCAUUUGAUUUUAGUGUUUUCAAUGGAAUUUUACCUCAUGUUACAAUUAAAGAAUAAUGAUAAAAGAAAAA